Saimiri boliviensis boliviensis (Bolivian squirrel monkey) is the source of this 2472-nucleotide messenger RNA. The record is from RefSeq and is a predicted model, not a curated record. NCBI's taxonomy places the organism in Eukaryota, Metazoa, Chordata, Mammalia, Primates, Cebidae.
GGCGUCGGGGUGGGUGGGUUCUGCGGCCGCCAUGAGGCGUGCAGAGUGUGACACGUCUCACGGUAACGCGUCCGCCCUUGGAUCCUUCUGGAGAAGCGGGAGUUUCGGCCGCAGUUUUGGCUCUGCCUACGCGCACGUAACCAGAAAACGGGAAGCCACAGGCAGCUCCCGGCGCCGGGGAGCGCAAGUUCCUUUCCCUCCCGCGCCGUCGCCCUCUUCCCAGCCCGGGAAGUGGAGGCAGGGUCGAAGGGCCCGAAUCCCAGGGGAUGGCUGUCCCGAGCGGCAGCGGCCGAGCCCGGCCCGCCGAGGGACCCUCGGCGAGAGGCCGCUCACGCCGGGGCCGUCACGCCGGUCCACUCCGGGCGCUCCUCCGGGAGGGCGGGUCCGGCCGCGCGCGACUGAGACCCGCGGGGCUGGCUAGGCCGCUCUGCUGCGGCGCGGGCGCGGUCUGGCGUGCGCGACCCGACCCGAUGGCAGCCGCGGGUGUCGGAGCUGCUCCCCGGGCUCGCCCUGCGCCUCCUUCCGGGAGGAUCCGCCUAGAAACAGACUCUGGCCGAGUGUUCCUUUUUCCCUGCAUUUUUAUUUAGUGGUCCCCUUCCGUUGGUGCAUUUAUGAUGAUGUUAGAAGACAAGCUCAAGCUUGUCCUCUAAAGAGAAGUGGUCUUUCCAUUCUAAUUUUGGUUUUGUCGUGAGAGCCAUACAAUCUGCGAUUGCAAGUUUGUUACUAUUCUUAGUCACCCAAGGGUAGUUUUACGCGUUUUUAUUCAUAGGAAUAUUUGAACAUAAAUGUGUGUUCAAGUAUACCGAAUCGUUCUUAUAGUCCAUAUUUUUAACGUUUAAUCUAUUCACAAUACCUUUCAAUGGUGUUCAAAGAAUAGCACUGCAGAGAUAUUGUCGGAGAUUUGUGAGCGAACUUGGCCAUUGCUCACAGUGUUUUCAGAAAAAAAGUUCUAUCUCGGCUGGAUAUCUGACUCAUCAUUAGUAAUGGACCUAGAAACUAUAAACUGAACAAAGCUUACAGCGCACAAAAACAUGAACACACGUUGUGGAAAAAGGAUGAAGUUGACCAGUGAGAAGUUGCCCAAGAACCCCUUUUAUGCCUCUGUAUCUCAGUAUGCUGCUAAAAGACAAAAAUUCUUGCAGUGGAAAAAGGAAAAGACUGAUCGUUACACGCAUGCUAGUUUGGUGGAUAAGGCAUUGCAGCUCUUGAAGGAAAGAAUACGAAAAGGGGACCAUCUGGCAUAUUUCCUACGAGGGCAGCUCUAUUUUGAAGAGGGAUGGUAUGAAGAAGCAUUAGAACAGUUUGAAGAAAUCAAGGAGAAAGACCAUCAAGCAACUUACCAGCUAGGAGUGAUGUAUUAUGACGGGCUGGGGACCGCUCUAGACGCUGAGAAAGGGGUGGACUAUAUGAAGAAAAUUAUUGAUUCUCCAUGUCCCAAAGCAAGGCACUUAAAAUUUGCAGCUGCUUACAACCUCGGAAGAGCUUAUUAUGAAGGAAAAGGUGUUAAACGAUCAAAUGAGGAAGCUGAAAGACUGUGGCUUAUUGCAGCAGACAAUGGAAAUCCCAAAGCCAGUGUGAAGGCUCAAGGCAUCCUCGGGCUGUAUUACUCAACCAAGGAGCCCAGAGAGUUAGAAAAGGCAUUUUACUGGCAUUCAGAGGCAUGUGGCAAUGGAAAUCUGGAGUCCCAGGGUGCGCUUGGUCUCAUGUACUUGUACGGACAAGGCAUCCGCCAGGAUACUGAAGCUGCCCUGCAUUGCUUAAGAGAAGCAGCAGAACGGGGAAAUGUCUAUGCUCAAGGGAAUCUCGUGGAGUAUUACUACAAGAUGAAAUUUUUUACAAAGUGUGUUGCAUUUUCCAAAAGGAUUGCUGAUUACGAUGAGGUUCAUGACAUCCCCACGAUCGCCCAGGUCACAGACUGCCUCCCGGAGUUUAUCAGCAGAGGCAUGACGAUGGCAUCCUUCUACCACGCAAGGUGUCUUCAGCUUGGCUUGGGCAUCACCAGGGACGAAGCAACAGCCAAACACUAUUAUUCUAAAGCUUGUCGUCUGAAUCCUGCAUUGGCGGAUGAACUUCACUCUUUACUUAUUCAUCAAAGAAUUUAGACCACAAUGUAUUUCAACAAAGAUCAUCCAUGCUAACACCUUACAAUGUGUGUAUUUUUACAUUAGCUAUGUUUGCUUAUUUUGCACAUUGCUAAUUACACUAUCCUGGGUAUUUUACAGGUGACAUGUUACUUCGUUCUUGAAUUUGUACACUGUUAAGUUUUGCAACUUCCCUAGAUACAGGGUCAAAUUGCUGGAAGAAUCCUCAAAGGUCCACCUCUUAGCCUACAGACUGGACUAGACAAUUUCAAGUAUCAAAACCAUUCUAUAAAGCAACUAUCUUUUUCCUUUCUUAAAUACCGAGUCUCCAAAAAGACUUAGUAUAGCUUUAGUUAAAUGAUACAAACUUAUUUAAAACCAUCAUUUGAAA